AAAACGCCCGAAAAAUAAAUCCGAAAAUCCCCAUUCCUCCUCCUCAGCCUUCCCCUUCCUUCCUCCCCCAUUGAUCCCCUUCCCCUGUCCUCUUGUCUCCCAAAUCGCCAGCGAGCCAUGCCGCCUCCUCCCCUCCCCUCGCCGCACCUGACCGGCUGACCCCACCUCCCCACUGCUCUCCCUCUCCCUGCCACCUGGGACCCACCGCCUUCGCCUUCCCGUCGCCACCAAAUCCCCAAAUCCCCGAGGGAAGAGGAGGGGAUUCGUUCGUUGGCUGAUCGAUCGACCGAUCCGCCGCCACCGGCCUCCCAAUCCGCCGCUGCCGCCAUGUUCAACAAGAUCAUCAAGCGGGGGAACCGCAAGAGCGCGCGCGGGGACAGCGCGGAGCCAGGGGCGCGCCCCGCCGCGCCCUCGUCGUCCUCCGGGGGCGGUGGUGGCGGCGCGGGGGGAGCCGCGCCCGUCACCGUUAACCACGCCUCCCGGGCCUCCGCCGCGACGCCGUCCUCGCCGACCUCGCCGCACGUGGCGCCGUCCGCGCUCGCGACCAACCCCGCGGCGGGGGCUGCGUCGCCGCCGCUCCUCGAGCCGCUCCCGCUCCUCCGCGAUGUCGCCGCCGCCGACCGCCCGGGGCUUCUCCUCCGCAAGCUCCGCCUCGUCGCCGCUAUCUUCGACCUCUCGGACUCGCUCAAGCAUCCGCGGGAGAAGGAGGCCAAGCGCCAGGCGCUCCUCGAGCUCGUCGAUUACGUGCAGGCCCCCGCGCAGGCCGCGGGUGCCAACGCGCCCGCGCGCCUCCCGGACCACGUCCAGGAGGCGCUCGUCGCCGCCAUCUCCGCCAACAUCUUCCGCACACUUCCGCCUGCGCUGCACGAGUCCGCUGCGACGAUCGACCCCGGUGCCACACCUGAUGACGAGGAGGAGCCCUACCUCGACCCCGCCUGGCCGCACCUCCAGCUCGUCUAUGAUCUACUGCUCCGGUAUGUCGUGUCUCCUGACACCGACACCAAGGUUGCCAAGCGGUACGUGGACCAUGCCUUCGUGCUCCGCCUCCUCGACCUCUUUGACUCCGAGGAUCCCCGUGAGCGUGAGUACCUCAAGACUGUGCUCCACCGCAUCUAUGGCAAGUUCAUGGUACACCGCCCAUUCAUCCGCAAGGCCAUCAACAAUGUGUUCUACCGGUUCAUCUUUGAGACGCAGCGCCACAAUGGCAUAGGGGAGCUCCUUGAGAUCCUUGGAAGCAUCAUUAAUGGCUUUGCCUUGCCAAUGAAGGAGGAGCACAAGCUGUUCCUUGCCCGUGCUCUCAUCCCCCUGCACAAGCCCAAGUCUGUUGCAAUCUACCAUCAGCAGCUAUCCUACUGUAUUGUUCAGUUCGUUGAGAAGGACUACAAAUUAGCAGAUACUGUGAUCAGGGGACUGCUCAAAUACUGGCCAGUCACAAAUUGCCAGAAGGAGGUGUUGUUUCUGGGAGAGCUAGAAGAAGUGCUCGAGGCGACACAGCCUGCAGAGUUCCAGCGUUGCAUGGUGCCACUCUUUAAGCAGAUUGGCCGGUGCCUUAACAGUUCUCAUUUCCAGGCGGUAAGGGGAGGCGUGGCCACCCACCCCCUUCAAGACGCCUAGGCGAGUAAGGCGCGUGGCGAGGCGACGCCAUACUCAUCCUAAUCUAAGAUGAAGCAGCAUAAACAUACCUUGUUGCUGUCAAUUCUGAAGCCGAGAGUAGCAAGUGGCAAAACUAAGAAAAAUGCAGUAAGGUAGAAUCACAUGAAUCAGUCAUCGGGCACACAUUCACACAAAGCUACCUUAUAUAAUCCGUAUAGUGGAGCAGAGCAGCCAAUGCUGUUUGCCUCCCACCUCAGGAAGCACAGCAGAGCAGAGUAUAUCCAUGUCCAAGCUAACCAAGCAUAAGCAAUAGAGCAGAGGAAGGGAGAGGAAGAGGUACGUGCAUGGCGAGCAGACCGGGAGGACGAGGAGGCGGAGCAGAGCACAGAGCAGAAGGGACGAGACGACGAGUGCCUGGAUGUAGAUGUAGGCGGACUGGAUUGGUCGCAGGCUCGCAGCAGAGGGAUGGAGCUGCUGGACCAAGGUGUGGGCGCAGCUGGACUGAGGCUCCGCGCCGCCGGCGAGGAUUCGGAGAGCCGCCGCCCUCUUCUCCUUUCGUUUCUCCUUCCCUCAUUCUGAAUCAGUGCGCGGCACAGAUGGGGUCGCUUGGGGAGGUGUAGGCGUGCGAUUCUUGCUCCCGCUGUUUCUCCCGUGCGCAAUUCUUUCGGCUCCCGCACGCGCGACUCCGCGCCGUGCCUCUUUUCCGCGCGCGCAACUUUGCGCCAUGCUCUUUGCUCCCCGCGCGCAGAGUCGAUUUGGCUCGUGCGGCGUCCGCUGGGCGGAACAACGACGCCAAUCAUGCCUAGGCGACGACUUUGGACCCCAUACACGGGGAGGGCGUGGCGACCGCGACGCCAGGAUUGAAAUUCCGCCCGGACGCCAAGGCGACGCGUAGGCAAUGACUUGAGAACCAUGGUGCUACUACAAUAAAGCUUGCUGUUCUAGACUACUCUUGUGUAGUUGUAACAUUUCUUGUAUGCCAUUGACUCCAGACCCCACUGUGCCUCCUCAUGAAAUCAGUUGGUUAUAAUUAUUUGUUCAAACUUCCUCUGUAUUGGGUCCAACCAUUUUCCUCUAUUUUAUUUUUAAGCAUUUCAAGAGCACCAGUACUCUGCGGGUGUUAAAUACUCGAUUGUGAUGCUUGCUGGAUACUAAUUUACGACAGUUUCUAUUCAGCUUGAUCAUUAUGCAAGUAUAGUGCACUUUCUUCUUGAAUAGUUCGUUAAUGCCUCUUCAUAGUGCAAUACUGAGUGUUGGUUGAUAAAGUGCUCCGAGUCAUUCUCAACUCAUGAAGUUUGGAGUUGGUUUCUAGCUAAACACAUCCAUUUAAUCAACUGUGGCGCAGUAAUGUCCUUUUUCAUUAUAGCGUUUGGUUAUACUAUUGGAGACUAGAUACAUGAUACGUUUUGCUUGUAUACACCCAAGCUAUAUUGUUUGCACGAAUGAUUGAAAUUCUGUUUCUUUGGUUCUACACUCAAACCAUUAUACCUUAUUUCAAUAUUGUGGCCUUGUGGGCACCAAUACCAGGACCUUAUGGAACAAUUUGCUGAAUGGUCCUUUCUCUGCUUAGUUUCAUCUCAUCAUGUAUCUCUGCGCCAUGUUCCAAUGAUGGCUCUUCCACUCAAUGAUUUCUUUCCUGGUCUUCGCCUAUGAAAUAUUUUUUUCCUACUCCUUUUAUCAUUUUUAUGGAUAUGUUGACCCUGCUAGGUAUAUUCUGCAAUAAAGAAUUUAAAAAAAUCAGCUACCCUUGCUGAACAAAAUCUGCUCCCUAUUGUUUGUUCUGACAAGUAUUUCACUAUAUUAAGCUGCUAGCUCCUGCUACUGUGAUACAUGACCUCUCCAUGUCUGAUUCUUUUGCUU
Molecule: messenger RNA, 3453 nt
Organism: Panicum hallii
Lineage: Eukaryota; Viridiplantae; Streptophyta; Magnoliopsida; Poales; Poaceae
Product: serine/threonine protein phosphatase 2A 57 kDa regulatory subunit B' alpha isoform-like
Exons: 2
Coding region: 328-1614 (428 amino acids)
Biological process (GO): signal transduction
Cellular component (GO): protein phosphatase type 2A complex
Molecular function (GO): protein phosphatase regulator activity
Source: RefSeq, a predicted model, not a curated record